This is a messenger RNA of Linnemannia hyalina, 1656 nucleotides long. NCBI's taxonomy places the organism in Eukaryota, Fungi, Mortierellomycota, Mortierellomycetes, Mortierellales, Mortierellaceae. The record is from the annotation of a GenBank genome assembly.
AUGGCUGCCCCUGCUAACCCCUCUACUACAGCAUCCCAGGCUGCGCCAGAGUCCUACGAUGUUACUACACCUGUUCCAGAACCCGUGACCACGAAACAACUCCAGCCUGCUUCUGAGCCCAAGAUUGCCUUAUCCCCACAAUCCACCGAGGAGACAACGGAUGAUGUAUCGGACUCUCAGUCAGCUUCAGUCGAGGCAGCCAAGCCAAAUCCUCAACCUGCUCCAGGUAAGGAGGAGAACCCAGACUCCCAACUCGCCUCUUUCAAGGAGGCAAAACCAAACCCCCAACCGUUUCCUGCUAACGAGGCCAAACAAGAGCCUGAUCCUGCUCCUUCCGCGGAAGCCAAGCCUGAGACUCAGACUGCUGCAACCAAGGAGGCAAAAUCAGACGCUCCAUUUGCUGCUGCCAAUAGAGUCAAGCCAGAGCCUAAGCCUACUCCUGCCGAGGGAACCAAGCCGGAAGCCAAGCCUGCACCCGCUGUGGAGACAAAGCCAGACUCUCAACUCGCUCCAGGCAAACAGGAAAAGCUUGAACAUACGCCUGCUCCCGCUCCUGAUGUGGAAACAAAGCCAGAGCCUCAACUUGCCCCAGUUGCUGAAGUCAAACCUAAGCCUCAACCUGCGACAGCUGUUAGCCAGGACGAUAAGUUUCCAGAGGAGACAGAUACUGAAGCCACACCUAAUCCUGCCCUUGCCCCUGCUAAGGAACUGAAGCAAGAACCUUUGCCUACCCCAGUCGUUGAAGCAAAGCCAGUGCCCCAACCUGCUCCGGUUAUGCAGCCAAACGCAACAUCUGGGGUGCCUGUUGUUCCUACGACCUCGAUCGAGUGCCUUGCUCUCCUCAUGAAGACACAGCAGCCCCUUACCGAAGCCUGCCACAAGCCCAUCCGAGAUGACCAAAAUCUUAUUCAGCUCGCAGGAUUGGGCUCAGUCGAUCUGGACUUUAUGUACAGCGGCAAGGACUUUCCGGUCAUCUCAAGCGACGGACUACGUCUCAAGUUGCAAGAGAUCCCCGGCUACAUCUUAUCUUUCGUCCAAGCCCGAUACGAUUACAAGGACCACGAUACGGUCUCCUUUUUGCCACCAUGGGCUCUCUCCACUAUGCAAGCAUCCGCUAUAAUCACCGCCAUUGAUCAGGUCGAUCCCGAGACUCCCAUCAUUCUCGAGGGCACCGUCGAUAUUAACCUUUCGAUUGCCUCAACCGACAGUGGCCCACCCAAGACUACUAUCAUCGCCGGCUGCCAGUUCUCGUCUCCAAUCCACAUGCCUGGCCUAACGGGCGGUGUCAUGUUUAACGUUCUCGACAGUGCGGGUAAGCAGCUUGUCACCUCGGCAGUUGACCUCUUUGAGAUUGCCCCCAAAGAGAAUAAGGUCUCUCUCCGCCUUAUCUCCAAACUCGAUGACUCGGUGGCAUUCUUGAACCGACUCCAUUAUACCGGCGACACGGUUACCAUCCAGGGCAAAACUGGAUCCUCAAUGAACCCGUUCUUAAACGUGACGCUCAGUCAGCUCAAUUUUACGAUCACCUAUCCUGCUGUUGCCGAUAUCCCACCUCAGAACGCCCCUUUUGCCGUCGAUACCCCACUCCCGGUCCCCGCUGCAGUUCCAGAUAUUCCACCUAAGAGUCCUCUUGCUACCACUCCUGGGAUGUUGUAG